AUCCCUCCUCAGUCGCCCGUUGCAUGCCUCUGCUGCGCUGCAUGUCUGCCUGGCUGUGUACCGAGUACGGAGUACAGUGUCCUGAUUCCUCCUAUCCCAGCCACGUGGAGCCGCCGUGCAGCAGAAAGCGCGCUUAGAUAAGCAGAUCCCAGUCGGUCGGAUCCGGAUGUUCGGAGUCAUGUUAAGUGAUGGGUAUCACGUGGUUGCCUGAGGCGCGCAACUUUUCAGUACACAGUACGGUACUCUUAUGUAUCAUCAUUACCGAAAAAAAAAAUACACAGAACCCUACGCGGAAGCCCUAAUCUCCCGGGGACCGGAAAAACAUUCCCUUUUUGUGACCUACCAGAGCUCCAAUUGCAGCCGGAAAUGACUCAAAAGAAGAGGCAGAAUGCUGCCGUGCCUGGCUGAUAUGGUAUAAUCCUCGACUUUCUUCCCUCGUUCUUCCAGUCUAUCCUCCGUGCAUGAAUUCUGCUGUCCCGUCCGGCCUCCUGCUCUCUGCAAGACGAGCAAUCGCGUAUUCGUCCAUCGUCCUACCGUCCUGUCGGCUGGCGGCCGUCCCGUCCGCUCGAAUUCUCUGCCCGAAAACCCUCAACGAGAUCUAUGACCCCACUAUCAACACCCCCCACCACGACUUGAAUCGCAAAUACUCUUCAGUCUCUUCCUACGAUCGCCCUCGCUCUCACAUCCUGGUAGACACAAUGGCGCCGAAGGAGAAGGUUUCAUUCAAUCUCAAAACCCCCAAGGGUACCAAGGACUGGUCUGGCUCUGAUGCCCUCCUCCGCGACCGCAUUUUCACCACCAUCGCCAGUGUGUUCAAGCGUCAUGGUGGCAUGGCACUGGACACGCCUGUCUUCGAGCUGCGCGAGAUCCUCGCUGGCAAGUAUGGCGAAGACUCAAAACUCAUCUACGACCUCCAGGAUCAGGGUGGUGAAAUCUGCUCCCUCCGUUACGAUCUUACCGUUCCCUUUGCCCGCUGGCUCGCCAUGAACCCCGACGUGCGCAGCAUGAAACGCUACCACAUCGCCAAGGUCUAUCGACGAGAUCAGCCGGCCGUCAAUAAGGGUCGCAUGCGUGAGUUCUACCAGUGCGAUUUCGAUAUCGCAGGCACUUUCGACCCUAUGGUCCCCGACGCGGAGGUCCUCAGAAUCGUCGCAGAGGUCUUCGAGGAGCUCGGAUGGGAUGGCCGCUAUACGAUCAAGAUCAACCAUAGAAAGAUCCUCGACGGUGUCUUCGAGGUCUGCGGUGUGCCCCAGGACAAGAUCCGACCUAUUUCCAGCGCUGUCGACAAACUGGACAAGAUGCCCUGGGCGGAUGUGCGGAAGGAGAUGGUCGAGGACAAGGGACUCGAUGGUGCAGUAGCCGACAAAAUCGAAACAUAUGUCAUGCAGAAGGGCGCACGGGAUUUACUGGAGAAACUCCUGAAAGACGAGACUCUCACCGCGAAUGCCUCUGCCAAGGCCGGUCUGGAUGACAUGGCCCUGCUCAUGGAAUAUCUAGAUGCCUUUGGGGUGUUGGACAAGAUAUCCUUCGACAUGUCCUUGGCCCGAGGACUUGACUACUACACUGGUGUCAUCUACGAGAUUGUAACGGAGGGUUCGGCACCGGCCGUCGACUCCAAUGCAACGGAGGUCAAGACACUACAGAAAUCCGGGAAGAAGGAGAAGUCCAAGAAGAGUACCAACUUGGAUGAGGAUGACCGAUCAAAUGACCCCACGGUCGGAGUGGGUAGUGUAGCUGCUGGCGGCCGCUAUGACAACCUGGUCGGCAUGUUCCUGAGCAAGGCUCAGAUUCCCUGCGUCGGUGUCUCGUUUGGCGUCGACCGCAUUUUCUCCAUUACCAAAGCUCGCCUGGAACGCGAGAAGAGCGCGGAUGCGCUGCGCAGUAGCGAGGUUGACGUCUACGUCAUGGCAUUUGGCGGGAAGGGCUUCAACGGCCUGUUGAAGGAACGCAUGGAUAUCUGCAAGAAGCUAUGGAGUGCAGGUAUUAAGGCCGAAUUCUCCUACAAGAUCAAACCCAAACUUCCCGCCCAGUUCAAGGCUGCGGAACAAGCUAGCGUCCCCUUCGCUGUAAUACUCGGUGACGACGAGCUAGCCGCUGGCAAGGUGAAAAUCAAGGAACUCGGCCUUGAAGAGGGCCACCCGGAGAAAGAAGGUGUUCUGGUCGACCUCACCUCACUCAUCCCCGAAGUAAAGGCUCGAUUAGCUCGGAAGAAUUCCGGCACAUCCACCGAUUCUGAGGCUGUUGCGGGUCUCGCGCAGAAGCUAGAGGGUGUAGAUGUGAAAGCUGACACCACCGCGAAGACAGCGGACGCGGGUAUUUAAAUGGGAUAUUUUUUUUUUGGGUUUUCUUUCGUCCUGUUUCCUUGGUUUCCUUCCCCCGAUUUCUUUGAAAAACCAUAGAGAACGCCUUCAAUUUCCUUGAUAUUGUCAUAGCAAGCCGAGCGAAGAAGUGAUUAUAAAAAAUAUAGCGUCAACAAGACAAUAUUCGGAGAAGGGGAAAAGUUGAUACGCAGAAUACCCAUUCCAUAUUAGUUCUAGAGACUGGCCCUGUCGUCAUAAAGUGUGAGCAAGUUGAUUUUGAAAUGCAUUACCUCGCGCCGUCCUUGACUGAAACGUCGCUGAGGUAGUUCUGCUGCAUCGCAAGCUAUCGAA
Molecule: messenger RNA, 2651 nt
Organism: Monascus purpureus
Lineage: Eukaryota; Fungi; Ascomycota; Eurotiomycetes; Eurotiales; Aspergillaceae
Source: the annotation of a GenBank genome assembly